AUGUCACGUUUUUACUCUAAGGGUGCACCAGUGUAUGCUAUUGUUAAGGAAAAAAACGUGGAAGUUCUGAGACAAAACAUCAAGAUUCUAGAGAAGAUAGGGAGUGGGGCAUACGGGCAAGUUUAUAAAGGAAGUGUAUUGCAGCUCAAUAGAAACCAAGGAUGGACAACGGUGGCUAUUAAAACGAUAAAAGAUGUAGAAAAUCCAGCUGUGAUCAAGGACUUACUGGACGAGUUAAAAGUAAUGUUAGAGCUCAGCCCUCACCCAAAUGUGGUUAGUCUACUAGGGUCCUGCACAGGUGAUGAUGGUGUACCUAUGAUUAUCAUGGAAUAUCUUCCUAACGGAAAUCUACAAGAUUUUUUGAGAAAUGAUCGAUCAAAGCAAAAAAUGGUAUAUGGGAAUUUGCAUGGUGUCAGCUCUUCCUUAACGUCACGUAAUUUGAUGAAGUUCGCCUUAGACAUCGCCAAUGGAAUGAUGUUUCUUUCCUCAAUGUCCAUUCUCCACAGAGAUCUUGCCGCACGGAAUAUUUUGGUGGCUGAAGACAAAACAUGUAAGAUUUCGGACUUUGGUUUCGCUAAGGACGUCAUUGAAAGUCACCAAUAUGAGAGAAAGACACAGGGCCGUUUACCAGUACGCUGGAUGUCUCCAGAAGCACUGUAUGACAACAUAUUUACCACACAGUCUGAUGUGUGGGCGUAUGGUGUACUGCUCUGGGAGAUUGUCACACUGGGUUCCACCCCCUACCCCGGUAUGUCAGCCAAGCAGGUGAUGGAGGCUAUAACUGAGGGUUACCGGAUGCCACAACCACCACACUGUUCACAGGAUAUGUAUAACCUCAUGUUAUCUUGCUGGGAGGACAAUCCAAGUUCACGACCCUCGUUCAAAGCAAUAACUGUGUCCUUGAAUGACCUGCUGUCCCGAGACUUCGAGGUUCUAACCCUUGGAAAGUUUGAGGAGAAGCUUUAUGAAGAUAUUGACCAAUUUAGGCUUGAUGAAAAAUGCUAA
Messenger RNA from Lingula anatina, 1005 nucleotides. Its product is annotated as tyrosine-protein kinase receptor Tie-1. The record is from RefSeq and is a predicted model, not a curated record. Gene Ontology annotation, molecular function: transmembrane receptor protein tyrosine kinase activity; ATP binding. Gene Ontology annotation, cellular component: signaling receptor complex; plasma membrane. Gene Ontology annotation, biological process: cell surface receptor protein tyrosine kinase signaling pathway; protein phosphorylation; positive regulation of kinase activity. Lineage: Eukaryota; Metazoa; Brachiopoda; Lingulata; Lingulida; Lingulidae.